AUGAAUGCCCUUUUACCACUGAUCUUUCUGUUUUUCAUUAGUUCUCUAGGCUGGGCAAAAGAUAGACACUACUACAUAAGCAUUGAAGAAGUACUUUGGAACUAUGCUCCUUCUGGUAAAAAUAUGCUCAGUGGAAAGCCUUUUUCAGAAGAUCAAAACUUUCAAUCCCAAAAAUAUCAACAAGGAAGUCAAGACAGGAAGAAAUAUGUUUAUAAAAAGGCAUUGUAUUUUCAAUAUACUGAUAAUACCUUCCAAACAAUCAUUGAAAAACCAUCCUGGUUGGGAUUUUUAGGUCCAAUGAUUAAGGCAGAGACUGGAGACUACAUUUAUGUACAUGUGAAAAAUUGUGCUUCAAGGGGCUAUAGUUUCCACCCUCAUGGGCUCACCUACACUAAAGAAAAUGAAGGUACACUGAAUGGAGACACUGAAAAAAAUAUCGAUGAGUCAUUUUUUCUGAUAUUUUUUAUAGUCGAAGAAAGCAAUAGCUGGUAUAUAAAUGAAAAUACUCAUACAUCUAAUACUAGUGAUCCUGGCUUCGUGGAGAACAAUACCAUGUACUCCAUAAAUGGGUACAUCUAUGGAAAUCUGCCCAAUCUCACCAUGUGUGCAGAAGACAGGGUCCACUGGCACUUCGUCAGCAUUGGCGGUGGGAUUAACAUACAUUCCAUCUAUCUCCACGGACAAACUCUGAUCUCCCGGAAUCACAGAAAGGACAACAUUAUGGUCUUCCCUGCCUCGUUGGAAGAUGCCCUCAUGGUGGCCAAGGGCCCCGGAGAGUGGAUGCUGGGCUGCCAGAUACAUGAGAGUCUGCAAGCAUUUUUCAAAGUAAAGAAUUGCCACAAACCUUCCACGAAUGUUUCUGGGAAACAGGUUAUAGAUUACUAUAUUGCUGCUGAGGAAAUUUCUUGGCAAUAUGCUCCAUCUGGUAUAGAUUUCUUCACUAACAAAAAUUUAACAGCACCUGGAAGUGACUCCCAGGAAUAUUUUGAGCAAGGCCCAACAAGAAUUGGAGGAACUUACAAAAAACUAGUUUACCGUGGAUACACAGAUGCUUCCUUCCGAACACAGACGAAAAGAGAAGCACAUCUGGGAAUUCUUGGCCCUGUCUUUAAGGUGGAGGUGGGAAUGAUCAUCAAGGUCACUUUCUACAACAAAGCUUCCCUGCCCCUCAGCAUGCAGCCGCAUGGACUGCGCUACAGCAAGAGCAAUGAGGGCUCAUUCUACAAAACACCCGGCGGAGGCACCCCUCCUUCCUCCUCACAUGUAAAUCCUGGCACAAAAUUUGUCUAUACGUGGGAAGUUCCAAAAGAUGUAGGUCCCACCUCCACGGACCCCAACUGCUUGACCCGGUUCUACUAUUCCUCAGUAAACGGGACAAAAGACACUAACAGCGGCCUCAUCGGGCCUCUCCUUGUGUGUAGAAGUGGAAGUCUGGAAAAGAAUGGCAAACAGAAAGGAGUAGACAGAGAAUUUUACCUGCUUGCCACAGUAUUUGAUGAAAACAAAAGUCUUCUCUUGGAUGAAAAUAUUAAAACAUUUAUCACACAGCCUGAAAAUGUGCAUAAAGAGGAUCAAGCCUUCCAAGAUUCUAACAAGAUGUCCUCCAUAAAUGGAUUCAUGUACGGAAAUCUGCCCAAACCAGAGAUGUGCAUAGGGGACCAAGUCUCGUGGCACGUUCUCAGCGUGGGAUCAGAGGGAGAUUUACACGGGAUAUAUUUUUCAGGAAAUACCUUUGUUUCUAUGGGAUCAAGGAAGGACACUGCAAAUGUAUUUCCUCAUACCACUGAGACGCUUCUUAUGACACCUGACUCUGUAGGAACUUUUGAUCUGUCCUGUAUGACGUCAGAGCACUACAUAGGAGGCAUGAAACAUCAAUACCAAGUGAGGAAGUGUUCGAAGCCAAACCCUGAUCAAACACUGUACCUGAAGGAGACAACCAUUUACAUCGCAGCUGAGGAAAUUACCUGGGAUUAUAUGCCUAGCAAAAAGUGGCAGAAGGAACUGCGCCAGUUACAGAGAAAGAAUGAAACCAGCAUGUAUACAGACAGAAAUGGAAUGCAUCUUGGGUCUAAAUACAAAAAAGUUGUAUACCGUCAAUACAAGGAUGGCACAUUCACCAGUGAAACAGAAAGAAAUGAAGAUGAGAAACACCUGGAUAUACUAGGUCCAUUAAUAUUUCUCAACCCCGGUCAAAAAGCCCGAAUUGUCUUUCAAAAUAAAGCCUCAAGACCAUAUUCUAUUCAUGCCCAUGGAGUGAAAACGAGCAGUUCCUCUGUUGUUUCAACUCAGCCAGGAGAGAUUCGAACAUAUAUCUGGAAGAUCCCGGAAAGAACAGGUCCUACCUCAAAAAACUUUGAGUGCAUCCCUUGGUUUUACUAUUCGACUGAGUCCGUGGUUAAGGAUCUCAACAGCGGACUGGUCGGCCCUUUGAUUGUGUGUCACAAAGACGCCAAACCCAACCUGGUUCACCGUGUUCUCCACUUCAUGAUUUUUGAUGAGAACCAAUCUUGGUACUUGGAAGAAAAUAUCAAUACCUAUUCUUCAGAGCCAGAUAAAAUAGACAGGAAAGAUCGUGAUUUUGUCUUCAGCAACCAAAUGCAUGCAAUUAACGGAAGGCUAUUUGGAAAUAACCAAGGUCUAACGCUGCACGUCGGGGAUGAAGUGAAUUGGUAUCUGCUUGGCAUGGGGGGUGAAUUUGACCUGCACACAGUUCACUUUCAUGGUCACAGCUUUGAAUUUACGGAUCAAGGAGUGUAUCGAUCUGAUGUUUAUGACCUUCCUCCUGGUGUCUAUCAAACUGUAAAAAUGUAUCCAAGAGAUGUUGGAACCUGGUUAUUUCAUUGCCAUGUUGGUGAACACAUUGAGGCCGGAAUGGAAAGCACUUACACUGUGAUUAAAAGAAAAGAAGCAGAUUUUCGCUCCUUCCGGGUUACCCAGAAGUCCUACAGUGUGUCUACCUCCACCCCACCGGCCUUCAGCAGCCGCUCAUACAGCAGUAGGGCCCGUGCCUGCAUCAGAUCCUUGAGCUUCUCUCGGGUGGGCAGCGGCAGCUUCCGGAGUGGCCUGGGCACCGGCCCGGGUCUGGGUGGAGGCUACGCCGGGGCUGGAGGUAUGGGGGGCAUCACAGCUGUCACAGUGAACCAGAGCCUGCUGAGCCCGCUCAACCUGGAGGUGGACCCCAACAUUCAGGCCGUGCGCCCCCAGGAGAAGGAGGUGAUCAAGACCCUCAACAACCAGUUUGCCUCCUUCAUCGACAAGGUGCGCUUCCUGGAGCAGCAGAACAAGAGGCUGGAGACCAAGUGGAACCUCCUGCAGCAGCAGAAGACGGCUGGCAGCAACAUGGAUAGCAUGUUUGAAAGCUACAUCAACAACCCACGGCGACAGCUGGACACACUGGGCCAGGAGAAGCUGAAGCUGGAGGCAGAGCUUGGCAACAUGCAGGGGCUGGUGGAGGACUUCAGGAGUAAGUAUGAGGAGGAGAUCAACAAGCCUACGGAGAUGGAGAAUGAAUUUGUCCUCCUCAAGAAGGAUGUGGAUAAAGCGUACGUGAACAAGUUGAACCUGGAGUUCCGCCUGGACCGGCUGACUGAAGAAAUCGACUUCCUCAGGCGGCUGUAUAAUGAGAUCCAUGGGCUGCCGUCCCUGAUCUCGGACACGUCUGUGGACAGCACCCACUCCCUGGACAUGGACAGCAUCAUUGCUGAGGUCAGCACCCAGUAUGAGAAAAUCACCAACCGCAGCGGGGCUGAGGCUGAGAGCAAGUACCAGACCAAGUAUGAAGAGCUGCAGAUGCAGGCUGGGAAGCACGGGGACGACCUGCGGCGCACGAAGACUGAGAUCUCCGACAUGAACCGGAACAUCAGCCGGCUUCAGAAUGGGAUCAAAGCUCUUGAAGGCCAGAGGGCUGCCCUGGAGGCCUCCAUCACGGAUGCCGAGCAGCGUGGGGAGCUGGCUCUUAAGGAUGCCAACACCAAGCCCCAGCUGGAGGCUGCCGUGUGUCAGGCCACGCAGGACAUGGCUCAGCAGCUCCGUGUAUACCAGGAUCUGAUGAAUGUCAAGCUGGCCCUGGACAUGGAGAUCGCCACCUACCUCCAGCUGCUGGAGGGCGAGGAGGGCGAGGAGAGCCGGCUGGAGUCUGGGGUGCAGAACAUGAGUAUCCAUAUGAAGACCACCAGUGGCUACUCAGGUGGCCUGAGCUCGGCCUACGGGGGUCUCAAAAGCCCUGGCCUCAGCUGUGGUCUGAGCUCCUUCCGGACCGGCUUUGGCUCUGGUGGGGGCUCCAGCUCCUUCAGCCGCACCAGCUCCAGGGCUGUGGUUGUGAAGAAGAUUGAGACCCGAGACAGAAAGCUGGUGUCUGAGUCCUCUGAUGUCCUGCCCAAGUGAGCUGCCACUGUGGCCCCUCCAGUCCACCCUCUCACACGCCUGCC
Messenger RNA from Otolemur garnettii (small-eared galago), 4427 nucleotides. Its product is annotated as ceruloplasmin-like. Gene Ontology annotation, cellular component: keratin filament. The record is from RefSeq and is a predicted model, not a curated record. NCBI's taxonomy places the organism in Eukaryota, Metazoa, Chordata, Mammalia, Primates, Galagidae. Gene Ontology annotation, molecular function: copper ion binding; oxidoreductase activity.